Amyelois transitella is the source of this 7669-nucleotide messenger RNA. RefSeq names its product clathrin heavy chain (gene Chc). Gene Ontology annotation, cellular component: clathrin complex; cell cortex; clathrin-coated endocytic vesicle. Gene Ontology annotation, biological process: intracellular protein transport; receptor-mediated endocytosis. Lineage: Eukaryota; Metazoa; Arthropoda; Insecta; Lepidoptera; Pyralidae. The record is from RefSeq and is a predicted model, not a curated record. The transcript has 29 exons. Bases 222 to 5270 code for a protein of 1682 amino acids. Gene Ontology annotation, molecular function: structural molecule activity; clathrin light chain binding.
AUGAACGCAUCCAAAAAUCACUUUCCUUUUCCAACAUCUGCCAUUUCAUUCAUUGUGUAUGUGGCAGCUGCGAGUGUAGUAUUCAUAAAUUUCUUGAAGUGAAAUUAAAAUCCACCUCAUAUUAUUUAUUCUUCAUGUAGAAUUUAAUGAAUUAACUCUGCGAUUUUAGAGGGUCGCAUUUAUUGCUUUUCGGUGUAGUUAAACCGAAGAGUCCCGUAACCAUGGCGCAAGUUUUACCCAUACGUUUCCAGGAACAUUUGCAGCUUACCAAUGUGGGCAUCAACUCAGCGUCCAUAUCCUUCAACACUCUCACCAUGGAGUCGGACAAGUUCAUUUGUGUCCGGGAGAAGGUGGGCGACACGGCCGAAGUGGUCAUCAUUGACAUGGCCGACCCCACCAACCCUAUUCGGCGACCCAUCAGUGCAGACUCUGCAAUCAUGAACCCAGCGAGCAAAGUGAUUGCACUUAAGGGCAAAGCUGGAGUAGAAGCCCAAAAAACGCUCCAAAUCUUUAACAUCGAGAUGAAGUCCAAGAUGAAGGCGCACACUAUGACGGAGGACGUGGUGUUCUGGAAGUGGAUCUCCCUGAACACCCUGGCGCUGGUCACCAAGAUGUCCGUGUACCACUGGUCCAUGGAGGGCGACUCCACGCCUGUCAAGAUGUUCGACCGUCAUUCAUCGCUCGCCGACUGCCAAAUUAUCAACUACAGGACCGAUCCGAAGCAGCAGUGGUUGUUGCUUGUUGGUAUCUCCGCCCAGCAAAACCGCGUGGUGGGAGCCAUGCAAUUGUACUCUGUAGAGAGGAAGUGUUCGCAGCCGAUCGAAGGCCACGCCGCCUCGUUCGCCACCUUCAAGGCUGAAGGCAACGCCGAGCCGUCGACUCUCUUCUGCUUCGCCGUGAGGACGGCACAGGGCGGCAAACUGCACAUCAUUGAGGUGGGUCAGACCCCCGCUGGCAACCAGCCGUUCCCCAAGAAGGCCGUGGACGUAUUCUUCCCGGCGGAGGCCCAGAAUGACUUCCCGGUCGCCAUGCAGGUGUCUCCGAAGUAUGACGUCAUCUACCUCAUCACGAAGUACGGCUACAUUCACAUGUACGACAUCGAGACAGGCACCUGCAUUUAUAUGAACAGGAUCUCUUCUGAUACCAUCUUUGUGACUGCGCCCCAUGAAGCUACGGGCGGGAUUAUUGGUGUAAACCGCAAAGGCCAAGUCCUCUCUGUGACUGUGGAGGAGGACUCAAUAGUUCCGUACAUCAACACGGUGCUUCAGAACCCAGAGCUGGCUCUGCGUCUCGCCGUGAGGAACAAUUUGGCCGGCGCUGAGGAGUUGUUCGUACGGAAGUUCAAUAUGCUGUUCACUAAUGGCCAGUAUGGGGAAGCUGCUAAGGUAGCGGCGAUGGCCCCCCGCGGCAUCCUGCGCACGCCGCAGACCAUCCAGCGCUUCCAGCAGGUGCCGACGCAGCCCGGGCAGACCUCGCCGCUGCUGCAGUACUUCGGCAUCCUGCUGGACCAGGCGCAGCUCAACAAGUUCGAGUCGCUGGAGCUGUGCCGGCCUGUCUUGCUGCAGGGCCGCAAGCAACUGCUAGAGAAGUGGCUUAAAGAAGAGAAACUGGAAUGUUCGGAAGAGUUGGGCGAUCUCGUGAAGCAAGUGGACCCCACUUUGGCCCUGUCGGUGUAUCUGAGGGCUAAUGUGGCCAGCAAGGUCAUACAGUGCUUCGCUGAGACUGGCCAGUUCCAAAAGAUCGUGCUCUAUGCUAAGAAGGUGGGCUACACUCCUGACUACAUCUUCCUACUGCGCUCUGUGAUGCGAACGAACCCAGAGCAAGGCGCGGGCUUCGCCGGCAUGCUCGUGGCGGAAGAUCCACCGCUGGCCGACAUCAAUCAGAUUGUCGACGUGUUCAUGGAACAGAAUAUGGUGCAGCAAUGUACUGCGUUCUUGUUGGACGCGUUGAAGAACAAUAGGCCUGAGGAGGGACCUUUGCAGACUAGACUGCUGGAGAUGAACCUGAUGUCCGCGCCGCAAGUGGCGGACGCAAUCCUCGGCAACGCGAUGUUCACCCACUACGACCGCGCGCACGUGGCGCAGCUCUGCGAGAAGGCGGGCCUGCUGCAGCGCGCGCUGGAGCACUACACCGACCUCUACGACAUCAAGCGGGCUGUGGUCCACACACACUUACUAUCCGCUGAUUGGUUGGUGACAUACUUCGGCAGUCUCUCCGUUGAAGACUCAUUGGAAUGCCUGAAGGCCAUGCUCCAAGCGAACAUUCGUCAAAACCUCCAGAUCUGCGUACAAAUCGCUACCAAAUAUCAUGAACAGCUGACCACUAAGGCUUUAAUCGAGUUGUUUGAGAGCUUCAAGACGUAUGAGGGAUUGUUCUAUUUCCUCGGCUCGAUUGUUAACUUCAGCCAGGAUCCUGAAGUGCAUUUUAAAUAUAUUCAAGCGGCAUGCAAAACCGGUCAAAUCAAGGAAGUGGAGCGCAUCUGCCGGGAAUCGAACUGCUACAACGCUGAACGCGUGAAGAACUUCCUGAAGGAGGCGAAGCUGCCCGACCAGCUGCCCUUGAUCAUCGUCUGCGACCGGUUCGACUUCGUCCACGAUUUGGUGUUGUAUCUGUAUAGAAACAGCCUGCAGAAGUAUAUCGAGAUUUAUGUGCAGAAGGUAAACCCAUCACGUCUGCCCGUGGUCGUCGGUGGACUUUUAGACGUGGACUGCGCUGAAGACAUCAUAAAGAACCUAAUUCUCGUAGUCCGUGGUCAGUUCUCCACUGAUGAGCUGGUCGCUGAAGUUGAGAAGAGGAAUAGAUUGAAACUCCUCCUGCCUUGGUUGGAGACUCGCGUGCACGAAGGCUGCAACGAGCCGGCUACUCACAACGCCCUCGCGAAAAUAUACAUCGACUCCAACAACAACCCCGAGAGGUUCCUCAAGGAGAACCAGUGGUAUGACUCGCGUGUUGUCGGUCGUUAUUGUGAGAAACGCGAUCCACACCUCGCGUGCGUCGCUUACGAGCGAGGGCAAUGCGACCGCGAGCUGAUCGCCGUCUGCAACGACAACUCCUUGUUCAAGACUCAGGCGAGGUACCUCGUGAGGCGCAGAGACCAGGAUCUGUGGCUCGAAGUGCUCUCAGAGUCCAAUCCGUACAAGAGGCAGCUCAUCGAUCAGGUGGUACAAACUGCUCUAUCCGAGACCCAAGACCCUGAAGACAUCUCUGCCACGGUAAAAGCGUUCAUGACAGCAGACCUCCCCAAUGAACUGAUAGAGUUGCUGGAGAAGAUUGUUCUGGAUAACUCUGUGUUCUCUGACCACAGGAACUUGCAGAACUUGCUUAUUCUCACUGCUAUCAAGGCGGACCGCACCCGGGUCAUGGAGUACAUCAACCGCUUGGACAACUACGACGCCCCCGACAUAGCCAACAUCGCGAUCAACAAUGAAUUGUACGAAGAGGCCUUUGCCAUCUUCAAGAAGUUUGACGUCAACACCUCGGCCAUUCAGGUGUUGAUAGAGCAAGUGAAAGACCUAGAGCGCGCGUACGAGUUCGCCGAGCGGUGCAACGAGCCCGGGGUCUGGUCCCAGCUGGCCAAGGCUCAGUUACAGCAGGGUCUCGUGAAGGAGGCCAUAGACUCUUACAUCAAGGCUGAUGACCCCUCGGCUUACAUGGACGUGGUCGCGACUGCCACUCGUGAGCAGUCUUGGGAAGAUCUUGUGCGGUAUCUACAGAUGGCCCGCAAGAAGGCGCGAGAAUCUUACAUUGAAUCCGAGCUCAUAUACGCUUACGCUCGCACCGGCCGCUUAGCCGACUUGGAAGAGUUCAUAUCUGGGCCUAACCAUGCGGAUAUACAAAAGAUUGGAGACCGCUGCUUCGAUGACAAAAUGUACAACGCCGCUAAACUGCUGUACAAUAAUGUCAGCAACUUCGCCAGACUUGCUAUUACGUUGGUGCAUUUGAAGGAGUUCCAGGGAGCGGUGGACAGCGCUCGCAAAGCAAACUCUACUCGCACGUGGAAGGAGGUUUGCUUCGCGUGCGUCGACGCCGGAGAGUUCCGGCUGGCGCAGAUGUGCGGCCUACACAUUGUUGUGCACGCCGACGAGCUGGAGGACCUCAUCAACUACUACCAGGACCGUGGCCACUUCGACGAGUUGAUCAGCCUCUUGGAAGCAGCUUUGGGUCUGGAGAGAGCCCAUAUGGGCAUGUUCACGGAGCUUGCCAUCCUCUACUCCAAGUACAAGCCGGCCAAGAUGCGAGAGCACCUGGAACUCUUCUGGUCCAGGGUCAACAUACCUAAGGUCCUGAGGGCAGCUGAACACGCCCAUCUCUGGUCAGAGUUAGUAUUCCUCUACGACAAGUAUGAAGAGUAUGAUAACGCGGCGCUCACCAUGAUGCAGCACCCCACCGAGGCGUGGCGCGAGGGUCACUUCAAGGACAUCAUCACCAAGGUGGCGAACAUGGAGCUGUACUACAAAGCGAUCCAAUUUUACCUGGACUACAAGCCUCUGCUCCUAAACGACUUACUCCUUGUCCUGGCUCCUCGCAUGGACCACACAAGGGCAGUGACCUUCUUCACCAAGGCUGGCCACCUUCAAUUGGUGAAGGCCUACCUCAGAUCUGUGCAGAGCCUGAACAACAAGGCAGUGAAUGAAGCCCUCAACUCGCUGCUUAUUGAUGAGGAAGACUACCAGGGUCUACGGACGUCUAUAGACGCGUUCGACAACUUCGACACGAUUGCGCUCGCGCAACAGCUGGAGAAACACGAGCUCACGGAGUUCAGAAGGAUCGCCGCCUACCUUUACAAAGGCAACAACAGAUGGAAACAGAGCGUUGAGUUAUGCAAGAAGGAUGCGCUGUACGCGGACGCUAUGGAGUACGCCGCGGAAUCCCGCCAGCCCGAAGUUGCGGAGGAACUCUUGAACUGGUUCCUUGAAAGAGACAACUAUGAGUGCUUCUCCGCUUGUCUGUACCAGUGUUACGACCUGUUGAAACCUGACGUGGUCAUCGAACUAGCGUGGAGACACAACAUCAUGGAUUUCGCCAUGCCAUUCCUUAUUCAGACCGUUCGGGAGUUGACGACGAAAGUGGAGAAAUUAGAGGAAGCCGAUGCCAAGCGUAGUACGGAGAGUGCCGAGCAUGAAGCCAAGCCCGCCAUGAUCAUGGAACCGCAGCUUAUGCUCACAGCAGGUCCCUCGAUGGCGUACCCGGGCGUAGCGGCGCAGGCGUCCCCGUACGCGUACGCGGCGCAGGCCCCGUCGCCGGCGCCCUACCACGGCUACGGCAUGUAGGGCCGCGCCUCGCCCUGGCCGCGCGCCCCGUUCGGCUGCUGAGCCCUCACGACUAUAGUGAUUUACCUUCAUCUAGAUUGUGAACCAUUUCAUUGCGGAAGUGCUGUGUAGAAGUGGUGAUGUGCUUCAAAAUUGUGCAAGAAAAUAAAUAUUUUUGUGCGAAAUAUCUGUAAGGCUGGUUGGUCACUUUGUGUCGGUCAACUAAGAAUUUAAUGAUAGCUAUUUCUUGUGCACUUAACAUGUACAACUACGUACACAUGUAUGUCAUGGGGUAAAGAUGACCCAUUUUGGAAUUAUAAUGUACUAGAAGUUCAUGUAUUCUUGUAAUUAGAAAAAUAAUUUUCAAAAGUAACAAUCAAAUAUUCAUUUGAUUGAUUGUAAUGCUACUAAGAAAAUUCACAUUCAAAGUAUAAUAUAAUAAAGAAAAGAGUUAGCUAACAGUAUUUAGAAUAUCUUUAUUUGGAAGAUGAUUUUAUAACUAAUAUAUAAUGUUUGCAAAUUAGAGAAAAACAAAUAGUGAAUUAAAAAAGCUGCUUUCAUGUUAGAGUUUCUAGAUGAAUGGUAAAUCAAAAUUUCAGUGGUAUGAUGACACUCCACAGUCCUACGUGAGACUCAGUGCACUUGCGACCGGAUCACUCACUGUGUUUUAUAAGUGGACUGCUCUUAUGAUAGUUAAGUUUUCUACACUCUCGCCCGCCGAAGAGGCCUAAUUUUUCAUUUAAUUUUUAUUCUUAACCAAAAUUCGACUAUCAAGUAUUAUUAGGAUGUCGAAAGUGCACCGAGUAAUAUAGUUUUAGUUGGGCUGUUGUGUGGAGUUGGAAGAUUGUUAGCCUGUACAAAUUAUAUUAAUAUAUUGAUUGCUAUGUAGCUCUCAUGACUAAAGUGCUUUAUUUUUUAAAGGAAGUGAGAGCUAAUUAGUGAAUUGUUUGGCUUUACGACGGGUUCGACUUUACGUCCAAUGGUGUAUGCGGAACUAGCCACUAUACUUUAUGGUGCGAUCAGGUUACUCCUGUUAUAUGGUACCUAAAGAGGUAUACGCAUAUAUAUAAUGCAGCUCCCAUAGUGCUGUUUGACUCGUUUGCAAAAAGCACAUACAACCAGCUAUUGUGAAACAAAUAAAUACUAUAUUCUUGAAUCCCAUAAAACAAAUUUAUAUUGAUAAAAAUGUAUAAUAAAUUAUUGGAAUAUUUAGAAACUGCACUGUUCUUAGUUCUAUCAUCUUCUAAACAUCAGCGAUAAAGUUACGCAGUAACUUUUCGUGCUAAAUGCAUAUUAUACAUUCGUCAAUGUAGAUAAUUCAAUGUACAUCGCGAUACAGUCCACAUUUACUACAAUUAGGUAUUUGAUUUGAUUUAUAUUAUUAUUAUGGAAUUACUCAUAUUUUUUGUAAAAUAGAUUUUUGAAUUGGUUAUUUUUAUACAAAUUAUUAUGUAAUAUUAUGGUCCGAGACAAUUUGACCGUGCAAUAGGCUUGCGCCGACGCAACACUGAUCACAUCUGUUAGCAUGUUCCUGAGGGCUCUGCGAAAGACAGGAGAUAGCUUUUUGCCUCAUAUGGUCAAUCUAUUAAAAGCAUUUAGUGCUAGUUUCUGUUAUAUCUCCCAUCAUUCGCCAAGUCUCUCAAGUACCUGCCGAAAAUAAAUUAUGUAGAAAUCAUAUCUAGAAGUUGACUUGUUAUUUAUAUGUAUAUAAUGGUAUGCGCGCCCAAUAGUGGGGGGCAAUCGGAAUUAAUUGAAAUUGAACACCCGAACACUCUUGGUUAUUUUUAAUGAUAAAUAUUUUCUAGAUACAUUUAGGUUUAGUUUAGGUGGAAUAGUUAGCGGUACGAUGUUAUUUUUGAGUAAUGAUCGCGUGCACGACUGUAACCACGCGUGAUGCUUUUCUUUGUUUAUCGUAUUAUCACAUUGAAUGAUGCCUUCACUAGAAUAUAAUAUAUGAGAGUAUGUACCCGCAAAUCUUACUGGGACAAUCGUAGCACAGUGAUGAGCAGGCGGAAAAACCUAGAUGGUAGACAGACCUGGAAAAUUACAGAGUAUGCAUAUUCUGUUUAAAAUGCCUAUACACGUCACUGUACUAUUAUGUUAAAAUACAUAAAUAAUUUCAACAAUACUGACGCCUUGCGCCCAAGUAACUUGAGACUCCAAGCAGCGUUGCAAAAUGCAAUAUUGCUAUUGAGAGUCAACUCGAGUCAUUGAUGUUAAAUUAUUCAUUCAAAUCAUUCCUAAUAUUAACAAAUUUAUGAUCGAUAACAUUGUUAUAGUUCAUUUCUUUCUUUGGUAUAAUAAAUUUAACAAAUUUAGCAGAAAGAGUUCAUUGUUUAUUAUUAGUAUUGUAUUUAUUCAUGUAUGAUACUGUUUCCCUGAAUUUUAUUAUAGUAAGAAUAUAUUAUAUGAAUAAAUAA